Molecule: messenger RNA, 1260 nt
Organism: Mesorhabditis belari
Lineage: Eukaryota; Metazoa; Nematoda; Chromadorea; Rhabditida; Rhabditidae
Source: the annotation of a GenBank genome assembly
AUGAUGAAUGAUAAUCGAAAAUCACCUUCUCGACGCGGUAUUAUGUUUUUUGUGGCACUAAUGGUCUUCAUCAUUGGAAUCCAGGGAACCUAUCUCGGCUAUGUUGUCGGGGUGUUGACAACUCUAGAGAAAAGAUUCGGGUUCACGAGUGAGAAAACGGGGUUUCUUCUCUCAUCUUAUGAUCUCGGACACACGAUUGCGAUUCUUUUGGCUGGAUAUUUUGGAUCAAAAGGACAUUUACCGAGAAUCACUGGAGCUGGUGUUUUUCUGAGCGGCCUUAGCAUGCUCCUUUUGGUGCUUCCAGCUGCAAUCUUUCAAUUGAGUGAAUCCGAAUCAGAGAAAGAUCUCAAAUUGGAGCGUUAUUCUCGUAACUUCAAAUGCAAUGCUGAUCGUUAUGAGUCAAGUGAAACUCAAAACUGUGAAGAUGAACACGAGGAGCAUUUGUGGGCAUUCAUUCUCUUAUUGAUCGGUCAAUUCUUUGCCGGUGUAUUCGCGGCUCCAUUCAACACCCUAGCCUACGUUUAUAUUGAUAACAAUGUGGAAGAUCGGAGGCAAUCACCGUUUUUAUUGGGUCUUUUGACAAGUAUGUAUGCUUUUGGACCAGCGUUGGGCUUCGGACUUUCAGCGCUAACAACAAGGAUCUACACGACUUUAGAUGAAGCUCCACAUCAUAUCUCGAAAUAUUCAACUGAUUGGAUUGGUGCCUGGUGGGCGGGUUUUCUUGUCUGCGGUUUCCUCUACCUCGUCUCGGCUGUGCCAUUCUUUUUCUUCCCAAAAUCUUACAAUUCACAAGAGGGUGUCGAAAUGCAUCCCCUCAAACAUCCCCAUCUUCCACCAGGCACAAUAACAGAUGAACCAAAGACAAGCUGGCAGAGCUUCGUUGAGAAGUGUCGAGAAUUUCCUUACGUGGUCCUCGAUCUAUGCAAGAAUCCCGUCUUCACCUCAAUGGUUGUUGGAUGGACAUUUGGUUCAUAUCUGGUGGCUGGUUACACGACUUUCCUUCCUAAAUACAUUGAAACACAAUAUGGAAAGAGUGCGAGUGCAGCCGAUUUCUAUUCAGGCAUAAUAUCCGUUGGUUCAAUCGCUAUCUCGACAGCACUUGGCGGCUGGUUGUUGACUCGUUUCGAUAUUGGCCCAAGAAAGGGGAUACUGUUGUUAAUCGCAUCAUGGUUCUGUAUCGUGGCUGCUUACGUAGCCGGGACAUUUGUCGGUUGUGAACAAGCAAAGAUCAGUGGUUUGCACUAUAAAGAAACGACAACG